This is a messenger RNA of Melanotaenia boesemani (Boeseman's rainbowfish), 2406 nucleotides long. It is a transcript of the gene slc47a1, whose product is annotated as solute carrier family 47 member 1. The record is from RefSeq and is a predicted model, not a curated record. Gene Ontology annotation, molecular function: xenobiotic transmembrane transporter activity; antiporter activity. Bases 183 to 2144 code for a protein of 653 amino acids. Gene Ontology annotation, cellular component: membrane. The transcript is spliced from 17 exons. Gene Ontology annotation, biological process: xenobiotic detoxification by transmembrane export across the plasma membrane. Lineage: Eukaryota; Metazoa; Chordata; Actinopteri; Atheriniformes; Melanotaeniidae.
AUUCCUCUUUAAAACAAUGCUAUACAGUUGGUAAAUUUAAAGAAAUGUAUGUGUUGCGUUUCUUAACCCAGAUAGGCUAAUUGUUCUUCUUACCCUUGCACUCCCUCCCUCCCCUCCUCCCUUUAGUGUUUUGUAGCUUUUCUUCCUCCCCUCUCCCUAGUGCCUUCUCUUCCGGCGGUUGAAUGGAGAGGCUGAGUUCUCUGGAGCCUGCACACCCCUUGCCUGGUGCAGGGCCCAUUGCUGGGGUUCCUGUUGGCAAGAUGGCAGGGGCUUUGGGAGAUGAGGUGACAACUUUAGCUAGCUCCAAACUGUUUUGGUGUGCAUGUGUGAAACGCUGGCUUCCACCCACAUACAGAGAGGAACUCUACCAUGUUUUACGUCUUACAGGCCCACUGCUGCUUUCACGGAUUCUGAACUUUCUCCUGCCGUUUGUUACCACCAUAUUCUGUGGUCACAUUGGCAAUGCAGAACUGGCUGGAUAUGCACUUGCCUCAGCGACAAUUAACUUCACCACAACUGCAACAGGCUAUGGCCUUGGCUUGGCUUGUGACACUCUUAUUUCUCAGACAUUUGGUAGUAAGAACAUGAAACGUGUGGGUGCAAUCCUACAAAGAGGUUCACUGAUUCUGCUGCUGUUUUGUUUGCCUUGUUGGAGUCUUCUCAUUAACGCUCAAAACCUGCUACUCAUGAUGCAACAAGAGGAUGAGGUGGCCAGAAUUGCCCAACUCUAUGUGAUGGUGUUUCUACCAGCUGUUCCGGCCAUGUUCCUGCACCAGCUGCAGGUUGCCUACCUGCAAAACCAGGGGAUUAUUCUCCCUCAGAUGUACACAGCAGCAGUUGCAAACAUUUUUAACUUGGGGCUCAACUACCUCUUAAUCUCCGUCCUCAAGUUGGGUGUCAUUGGAUCUGCAAUCGCAAACAGCCUCUCACAGAUCAUCAUCUGCCUGCUGUUGUUUGGCUACAUCAGAUGGAAGAAGCUCCAUCGUCAGACAUGGGGAGGCUGGUCCACUGACUGUUUGCAGGAAUGGGGCUCUUACAUGAAGUUGGCAGUUCCCAGUGUAUUUAUGAUCUGCUUUGAAUGGUGGGUUUGGGAAGUUGGUGGAUUCCUUGCAGGUGUGCUCGGAGAGUUGGAUCUUGCUGCACAGCAUAUAUUUUUGGAAAUAGGAACCAUCACUUACAUGAUUCCAUUAGGUGUCCAUGCAGUUGCCUGUGUACGUGUUGGGAACGCUCUCGGGGCAGGUGACACUGCCAGAGCCAUUGUCACCUGCAAAGUGACCCUUGUACUCACAGGGGUGCUUGCUGUGUUCCAGAGUAUUUGCAUCGCUGGCUUCAAGUCGAAUGUUGGCUUCAUAUUUACUUCUGAUGUUAAAAUUGUGGAGAUUGUGUCAGACAGCAUGACAAUCUACAUAUUUCUACAAUUCUUUGAUGCACUUUUGUGUGUGUGCUCAGGGAUUCUCGUUGGAGCUGGUAUGCAAAAAAUUGCUGCUUUGUCCAACCUCGUGAGUUACUACUGUCUUGGCCUGCCAGUAGGAAUAGCUCUGAUGUUUGCUGCCCAGCUGAGGCUAUUAGGCUUCUGGCUGGGACUCCUGAUUACAGUUUGCCUUCAGACGGUAUUUUUUCUUGUUCUAAUCUUUAAACUUAACUGGAAAAAAGUCACGCGCAAGGCUCAAGUGCGAGCUGGGAAGACUGUGGUGGUGACACCAAAAUGUCCUGGUAGUAUUGCGUUAAACGAAACAAAGCUGCCAGUCACAACUGAGUGCUCAGACACAGUCCAGUUGAGCAGUGAAACAGCGGUUAAAACAAAUGGUUACAGCUCCGUCAGCGUGCAGGAUCAGGAGCUGAAGGCAGUUCAAGAAGCUGAGGGAAACGACACUAAUGCAGGAGAGACUGGGUGGGAUACUGAGCAAAGCAAGAACACUUCCACCACCAAACCUCAAGAGAAGCUUUCUGUCUCUCAACUGAUUAUCCGUCGUGGAGGCACCUUGUUGGUUUCAGUUCUUAUUUUGAUAAUAGGCAUUGCGUUCCGCAUUGCUUUCCCUCCACCAGAGCCGACUGCCCAUAGUAGGGCCAACUUUACCUUAAACUGGGCUAAUGACUCCACUCCUGCAACGCCAGUUAUACUGAAUCCGACCCCGACCCUCUGAGCUGCACUGGACCCCAGAAGGGAGACACCAUGUGGCUGCAAACUUUUCUCACUAAAGUGUUGAAUAAUUUGAAAGCCUGACUUUGGCUUUUGGUUCUAUGAUGUCUCAGUGUUGAUUGCUGAGCAAAUCCACAGAAUGGAGGAAACAUCAAAUGUUACUGACAGUGACAGGAAGAGCAAAAGGUCUUGUUAAAAACAUCUGUUCAGUCUGAGAUGUGCUACUGGGAUAACUGUACACAUUAAAAAUACCUCAGAAGACAUCA